CUAGCUUUGGGUAGACCUCAUACAAUAACUGUCCUUGCUUUACCUUAUCUUUUGAUUCAGCUUUCUUGAACACUGAAAAAAAAAUUUUUGCUUAUGGAUCUAAUAACCAAAAUUCGAUCCGUGAGCUAGAGAAUAUCUUUGUAUUCCUCAAUCAUCUUAUUUUUCAGUUGCUUAAACACUUGCAUUUUACCAAGUUCAACGUUAGCCCGAUUAGUAAGCAUUUAUCUGUUUCGCUGUAAUAAUAAGAUGUUGUUUGUAACAAGCAGUUUGUUUGCUUGGGGAAAUGGGACAAAUUUUAGUCAUAAAUUGCUUGGAAUUUUUAGCAGUCUGGAUACAGAAAAAUAAUGUUAUUAGGUCGAUCAUUCGAAAGUACCUAGUGAGAAAUUCUAUAUUUUUUAUUUUAGUAAAUUAUAGUUUUGGAACUCUAGUAUGUAUUCUAAGUAUUCAGUCUUUAGGCAGAACACCCUUACCUAUUCCUACUCAGAAAUUUAGUGAGGUCUCAAAAAUAGAACAAAGGGAAAAGGAAAGGUUGCAAAGGGAGGAAGAAAAAGACGUAGAAAAAAAAAAGAAAUCCGCUGAAAAAGAUCCUUCCCUUUUUUCCGAAGAAAAAGGUAUUUUGGAAAAAGAAUUGGACUUGAAGGUAAAUGAACCAGACUUGGAAGGGUCUGAUUCCGAAUUGGAAAUCCUUGAAAAAAAAUGAAAAUAAAGAACAUAUUGUGGCUCUUCUUUUUGAUUAUAAAAGAUGGACUCGCCCAUUUCGUUACAUAAAAAAAUAAUAGACUUGAACAAGCUGUAAGAAACGAAAUGGCACAAUAUUUCUUUGACAUACAUAAAAGUGAUGGAAAAGAUAGAAUAUCUUUUACCCCAUCCGAUAAGUUUAUCAACGUUUUUUCAAAUAAUCAAAACAAAGAUACCCCUUUUGUCACUAGAAAAAGAUAUUUCUAAUACAUUGGACAAUUUUUUGGGUUUCUAGAAACAAACAAAAAUUAAAUUCUAUAAAAAUUGAUUUGCUAAAUCGAAUUAAAAAUCUUGACAAACCAGUAGCAAGUUCCAAUAAUCGAAAUUGAAACAAACAAAACGCGAUUAUGUAUACACAAUGAUGAGACUAGAAAAGAAUACUUACCAGAAAAGUAUGAUCCCUUGUUAAAUGGGCCUUCCCCGCGGAAGAAUAAAAAAAGAUAUCACGUCGAUAAACGAUACUUCGAUCAAAAAGUUGAGAGAGAAGGUUAUGCUAAAUAGACUUCAUGCUUUAUUGUUGAUGUCUACUUUGAAAAAAAGGAAAAAAAACCAUUACAAGUUGGUGAGUUCUCAACUUUAUCAUCAAGUUUCAAUUUAACGGAUUCAGAACAACUAACAAAAUUUUUAGUAAAUGCAAUUGAGACAGACGAUAAAAAAUCUUCUGCAAUAGAAAAAAUAGGUAAAGAAGAAAUUGGUAAAAAAGUCCCCGAUGGUCAUACAAAUUAAUAACUGAAUUGGAACAAAUAUCGUAUUUUACAAAUCCACCAGAUGAUCAUGAUAUUCGUUCAAGAAAAGGGAUCAGUGUAUUAAUUUUUGAAGAACCUAAGACUCUCAAAGAUAAGACUACAAACAAAGAUAAGAAUACAAAAGAUACAAAUAUUCAAGCUAUAAAAAUCCGACGAUAAUGAGAAAGAUAAAAAUAUUAAAAAGAAAAAGGAAGAUGAGGAUAAUAAGCUUUUUUUAUUACGAUAUCCGCACCAAUCUGAUUUUCGCCAAGGCUUAAUAAAAGACUCUAUGCGAACUCAAAGACGUAAAAUAGUUAUUGAGGGACUUUUUAAAGCAAAUGCGCAUUCCCCUCUUUUUUUUGACAGGAUGAGGAAAAAAACCUUUUUUUCUCUACCAUACCUGGCUCAACUGAAACGGCUUUUUAGAAAAUGGUCAUCCAUAAAAGAGUUUGGGAUUUUAGAAUCUACAGAGGAAAAAAAAAUAAUAAUAAAAAGAGAAACCAAAAAGGAAAAAAAACGACGAGAGGAAAUAGAACGGUUAGAGAUAGGGGAAGCCUGGGAGACUUUUCCAUAUACCCAAAUAAUAAGAGGUUUUUUAUUAAUAACCCAAUCAAUUCUCAGAAAAAAGAUUCUAUUACCUUCAUUCAUAAUCGGUAAAAAUAUCGGGCGUAUGCUACUAUUUCAAACUCCUGAAUGGUCUGAAGAUUUAAAGGGAUGGAAUAGAGAAACGCAUGUGAAGUGUACUUAUAAUGGUAUUCCGUUAGCUGACAAAAAAUUUCCGGAAAAUUGGUUGACAGAAGGUAUUCAAAUCAAAAUUUUAUUUCCUUUCUGUCUCAAACCUUGGCACGAAUAUAAAUCGCUAAAUUCUCGUGAUGACUUUUGUUUUUUAACAGUUUGGGGAAGGGAAACAGAACACCCUUUUGGUCAUCCACGACAAAAACCUUCGUUUUUUAAGCCUGUUUUUAAGGAACUUUACAAAUUUGUAAAAGUAAAAAUUAAAUUUUUAAAAAAGUUUUCAAAAAAAAAACACAAGUUCAAAAGAAACAAGAACAAUACACCCGAGUGUAAUAAAAAAUGAAAAAGAUGAUCUAAUAAAUAACCAGAUAAUGAAUCAACCCUUGAGUAAAAUUGAAAAAAUUACAGAUUGGAAAAAUUAUUCACCGAUAGACAAAAUGCAGGCUAUCACUCAUAGGACAAGUACAAUUAAAAAAAAACUAGAAAGAAUUACGGAAGAUAAGAAAAGGGUCACUCUAGAACUUGAUAUGAACCCUUACAAAAAAAGUUUCGAGAUUAGCCUUGUCAAAAAAUUUUUGUCAAAUGUUGAAAAAAAAAAAAAAAUAGAUUAAUAUAUAAAUUUAAUUAUUUUAUAAAAUUAUUUAUUCAAAGAAUAUCUAAUUGUAUUUUUUUAUAUACUAUAUCUAUUUGCCAAAUGACUCAAAAAGUCUUUGUGGAAUCAACAAAAAUGAACUCUCUUUCAAAUUCAAAUAUAAAAACGCAUAAUAAUAAGCUUUAUAAGGAAAAUUCAGAGAGUUUUGGUGAUUUAUCCAACUUGUCACAAGCAUAUGUAUUGUACAAAAUAUCAGAAAGGGGUUUUUUGAACGUACGUAAUUUCAUAUCUGUUCUUCAACAAAAUGGAACAUCUUUCUUGAUUAAAAAGAAAAUAAAAGACUCAUUUCAUACACAAGGAAUACUUCCAUCUGAAGGAAUAAAAAAACAACUUAAGCGGCCUAGAACGAGUCAAUGGAAAUUUUGGUUAAAAGGGAAUUCUCACUACGAUUUAUCUCCUAAUUUCUGGUCUGCCUUAAGAUCACAAAAACAAAAAUGGAGAAAUAGGGCGAAUCGCUAUCGUAGGUCUAAACAAAAUAUUUAGACAAAAGGACUUCCGGUAAAAAAUUAAAAUUAAAUACUUACAGGAAACAAAAGGAUGCUAACUCAGUCUUGAAUAAAAAAACAAAAGAUAAUUUAAAAAAAUGCUAUCGAUAUGAUCUUUUAGCAUAUCAAUACAUUCAGUAUGAAAAAAAAUAGUGGAACCCCUCCAGGAGCUAAACGGGAAGCAAUUUCUUAUCAUUACAAGAUGUCACAAAACAACUUGUUUGCGAUAACGAAAAAUAUUCCUAUCACUAGUUUCAGAGGAAAAAUAGAAAGGUUAAAUAUUCCAUAUCCAAAAAAAGAUGUCGAUAGAAAAUAUUUGAAUUGGAAAAAUAUUGAUUUUUCUCUUAAAAAAAAAGCGAAUAUUGAGUCUGGAUCACGGGUAAUUUAACAAUACUCAAAAUACUCCAAUUUUCACUUACAAUUAUCAAUUAAUUGAUAAAAUGGAAGAAAUUUUGAAAAUUGAGCAAAUUUUUAAAAACGAAAAAGAUCCUUUUGCUCUUUUGAUUCAGAAAAAUACCGAAAUGAAUCGACUCCAUUCUAGAAAUUCUUUAUUGGAUUGGAUGGGACUGAAUGAAGAAAUACUCGACCGUCCAUUAACGGCUGAGGAACUUUUGGUUUUCCCAGAAUUUGUGUGGUUUGUUAAUUUAUAUAAACUGAAACCAUGGAUUAUACCAAGCGAAUCACUUAUUUCAAAUUUGAAUCUUAAUGAAAUGACAAGUCAAAAGACCGGUAAAACUCAGAAAGAUAAAAAAGAUAAAACUGAGAGUAAAAAAAAAGAUAAAGCCGAGGGUCAAACCAAAAGUGAACCUGAGGGUCAAACCAAAGGUGAAACUCAGGGUGAAACCAAAGGUAAACCUGAAGGUGAAACCAAAGGUAAACCUGAAGGUGAAACCAAAGGUAAACCUGAAGGUGAAACCAAAGGCGAAACUGAAGGUGAAACUGAAGGUGAAAAGAAAAGUCAAACUGAGAUAGAACUAGAGUUAUUCAUGAAAAACUAUUUAUUUUUUCAAUUUAGAGAGGAUUUUACUUUAAAUCAAGGCCUUUUCCAAGAUCUCCAAAUCUAUUGUCUCUUGCUUAGAAUGAUAAAUCGAAAAAAAAUGAUGCUAUCAUGGAUUCUAAGGGAAAAGUUAAAUUUGGGUCUAAUGCCACAGAUGGAUCAGAAAGAGAGUGUUCCAGAUUCAAAAAGAAAUGUUCCAGAUUCAAAAGAGAGUGUUCCAGAUUCAAAAGAGAGUGUUCCAGAAUUUUUAAAAAAGACGGGAUUUUUGGUCGACCCCCCUUCGCUGUCUAUCAAACCAAAUGGAGAAUUUCUUAUGUAUGAAACGAUAGUUAUUUCGUUGGUUCAUAAGAGUAAACAAAUUCUUAAUAAAGAAGACGUAAAACAAAGAAUAAUUCGCGCUCGAGAGAACAAUAAUUGUGAUCCGCUUCUUAUUGAAAAUAUUUUAUCAUCUAGGCGUCGUAGAGAAUUAAGAACUCUAAUUUGUUUCAAUUCACACAAAUGGAAUGGCGUGGAUGCAAAUUCUCUAGUUUCCAACAAAAAUAAAGUUUGGGAAGAAAGCAACCCUGGGCCUAAGGAUCAAAAUAAAUUAAUUGAAUUUUUUCUUUGGCCUAAUUAUCGAUUGGAAGAUUUAGCUUGUAUGAAUCGUUAUUGGUUUUAUACUAAUAAUGGGAGUCGUUUCAGUAUGUUAAGGAUCCAUAUGUAUUUACCAUUGAAUUUAAAUUGGUGGAAAUUUAAUUGAUAGUAGUACUAUCUACCCUGUAGCAGGGUAGAUGGUAGCAGGUUAGAUGAAAACCAAUAUGGACACAUACCCUAUUUUAUACCUCAUUUUAAUUUGGAUCUAACUGAAUUGAGGAUACCAUAUAUCUAUCUAGAUCUAUAUAGAUAUAUUGUACCUCAUUAAAAGAAUAUUAAGUUGAAAAAAUUCACUUUGAUUUUAUUAAUGAACCCUAAAAGAAAGGGUUUUCUUUUGAUUUGAAUUGAUAGACUUAGUUAGAAGAAUUCCUUUUUAGCAAUAAAUGUCUUUCACAUCCAGUGAUAACCUGUAAAUCAUUUGAAAUGGCAGUUCCAAAAAAAACGUAUUUCGAAAGCCAAAAAGCGUAUUCGUAAGAACAUUUGGAAAAGAAAGACUAUUGAGGUAAGAUUAAAAGCUCUUUCAUUAGCAAAAUCUCUUUUAACGGGUAAGUUUCAAAGUUUUUUUUACAAAAAAAAUAAGAAAACAUUGGACUCAUUUCUGUCAAGUUGAUUUAUUCUAUAAUAUAGAAUAAAAGUAAAUAAUAUUAUCCUUUUUUUCUUUAUUUUUUUGUUCGUUCGUUUUAGUUACUAAUCAAUUAUUUCAUAUCUAUGAAAUGAAUCUAGAACUUAAUUAUAAAAAAUUAUUUUAAAUGCAUAUUAUAUAUCAAUGAAGGGAGUUCAUUUAGUUUAUGAUAAAAAACUUACAAAACAGAGGUUCCGUUUGAAUUUCAAGUAUGGAAUUUCACCAAUAGAAUACACCGGCUUACUUCCCACUUGAAAUUGCACAAAAAAGACUAUUUAUCUCAAAAAGGUUUACGUAAAAUUUUGGGGAAACGACAACGACUUUUAGCUUAUUUAUCAAAAAAAAAUAAAUUCCGCUAUAAAGAAUUAAUUGAUAAAUUGGAGAUUAGAGAGACAAAAAACUCAUUCAUUUUGAAGUUGCAUAGCUUUUCAAACCUAUUAUAGAGGUAAAUUUAGAACAACAAUAUGGUUACUGAAACAAUUAAAAAAGAAUAGCUUGGGGUAGUGAAUAGAAAGACAUCAUGUCCUUUUGUCUAUUGAUUCUUACUGUAUAAAUUUGAAGGGAGUAUUUAUUUAAAACUUUAAAACAAUAGAUUGAGUUAAUUAAAAAAAGAAUCCUUAUUUACCCUAUUAGGUAGUUUGUAGGUAGUUUGCGUAGUUAUAAAAAAAUGAUAAUAUUAAAACAUAAAAUAAUUUUUUUUUAUUUUCAAAACCAAUCCAGAAAUCUAUUGAUUAGAAUCCUUCUGAGAAUUCAUUGAGUCAUAUAGUAUCUAAAAACCAAGUAUCUUAUAAUUUUAUAUUGGAUAAAAAUAAUAUUUGGAGGAUACUAUAUCGAUAAUUCAUAAAGUUUAUAAUUUUAUUCGUCCAAUGGCACAUUCUGUAAAGAUUUAUGAUACAUGUAUAGGAUGUACUCAAUGUGUCCGAGCCUGCCCCACCGAUGUUUUAGAAAUGAUACCAUGGGACGGAUGUAAGGCUAAACAAAUUGCUUCUGCUCCGAGAACAGAAGACUGUGUAGGCUGUAAAAGAUGUGAAUCCGCCUGCCAACAGAUUUUCUUGAGUGUUCGAGUUUAUUUAUGGCAUGAAAACAACUCGCAGUAUGGGUCUCGCUUAUUGAUCUGGUCCAGAAAAGUAUAUUUGAAUUCAUUCUAUUUUUAUUGAACACCCGUGCUCUCAAAUAGGAAAUAUUUUUAUUUGAGAGCACGGGUUUCACAAAUUUUAGCUUUUCACGAAGUAAAAAAUUAAUGUCUUUUUUUAUGUUCGCGAAAAUGAACCAUAAGUAUGUAGACCUAAUCCAAUUAAAUUGACUCCAAAAUAACAUAUCCAAAUAAGAAGAAAACCUAUAGAUGCCACAAUUGCCGAAGUAGCACCUUCGAAAGUUCUAUUUCUUCGAGUAUGUAGAUAAAUUGAAAACACUAUCCAAGUAAUAAAAGCCCAAGUCUCUUUAGGAUCCCAACUCCAAUAAGAUCCCCACGCUUGGUUCGCCCACAAAGCCCCCGAAAGUAUUCCUAUGGUUAAAAGAUAAACCCUAAACUAAUAACUCGAUAACUCCAAUAAUCCAAUUCUUUACUUAAUUGAAUCUUAUAAAAAUUUUUAGCCGAAAAAAUAUAAUUCAUUUUAAAAAUAUUUUCAUUUUUUCUAAAGGUAAUGACCAUAAGUGCUACUGAUAAUAAGGAGCCACAUAUAAGAGCUGCGUAACCCACUAUCAUCAUACUUACGUGCAUUAUUAACCACUCAGAUUGAAGAGCGGGGACUAAUAUUGAAGAUUUUUUAAUUUCUGUGAAAAGACCCGAAGUAGCAAAAGCCUGGAUACAAAAAUUGAUUGGGCUUAUUAUUGUACUUAAUAAUUUUGUAUUUUUUUUUAAAUAGGAAAGGCUAUUAAGAGCAAAACUCCAGGAAAGAAAAAGCAAAGAUUCCGAUAAAUCACUUAGUGGGAAAUGGCCCGACGAAAUCCAAUGAGUAGCUAAUAAUCCUGUUAUACAUAAAAAAGUUAUGA
Cuscuta europaea is the source of this 7579-nucleotide messenger RNA. Lineage: Eukaryota; Viridiplantae; Streptophyta; Magnoliopsida; Solanales; Convolvulaceae. The record is from the annotation of a GenBank genome assembly.